Messenger RNA from Saccostrea cuccullata (small rock oyster), 759 nucleotides. Its product is annotated as basic phospholipase A2 3-like. Gene Ontology annotation, molecular function: calcium ion binding; phospholipid binding. The transcript is spliced from 5 exons. The coding region runs from base 241 to 714 and encodes 157 amino acids. The record is from RefSeq and is a predicted model, not a curated record. Gene Ontology annotation, biological process: arachidonate secretion; phospholipid metabolic process; lipid catabolic process. NCBI's taxonomy places the organism in Eukaryota, Metazoa, Mollusca, Bivalvia, Ostreida, Ostreidae.
UUAGAAUCUGCACGAUUUUCCAACCCUAGAAAGAACUCAUUAACCUUGCAGGGGAAACAUAGCCAUCCCCCAUUUCAGUGACUCUUUGUUUUUAUUUUAGAUUGUCAAACCAAUUCUAGAUGGAUGAAUGUCAAAAUAUUUUUCUUUGAGGUAUAUAACUGACGCAUAUAUUUCAGCAGCACCCAUUCCGGUUAUUUUGAAGUUAGCCAGGACCAAUAAUUGAGUUAGGAGGAAAUCAGGAUGGCGAAUCUCAGACAAAUAUCCACAGCAACCUUAAUUGUAUUUAUCUCAGUAUACCUCGGGGAAGCAAGAAGUGUGGAGAAGCGGAGCGUCUUUCAGAUGUGUGACCUGAUUCAGUUUUACACUCAGAAUUCUUGUUACGAUUACAAUGACUACGGCUGUUUCUGUGGUUACGGGCAGGUCGGUUAUAAGGCAGUGGACAGGGUCGAUGGUUGCUGCAGAAAACAUGACUCGUGCUACGGGAGAGUAAAUUGCUACUUCGGGGCUCAGUUUGUCCCGUUUGGGUCAUCAUGCAAUUCUACAACACAAGAAUGCCAGUGCACAGAUUCCCCUGGAUCCUGUGCCCGUGAUGUGUGCGAGUGUGACCUAGAAUUCGCUUCCUGUCUGAGGGGUCAGCCUGUUCACCCCGUCUUCAUCAACUAUGAUCGGACUCAGUGUAAAAUGAUCCCCCCAAAGCUUAUUAGUCAACACUGACUUUGUACAGUCUUAAUAAACGUAUAUUACUCAGCAAGGUUAAAA